AUGGGGAGCUAUAAGGAUAAGUUGGUGGGUGCAAUUCCUGGAGCAUUCGCACAAGUGUUUGGCUUUGAUAGUUCAAUGCAAGAGGAUUUGGAGUCUGAUAAUGAAGAGGAAAACGAUCAGGAUAGCAGCAUUAGAAUUGGUUUUACCAAAGAAGAGAAGGUCCGUAUGAGAGCACCAUGGCAAAAAGCUCUCAUCAUCAAAACCUUUAGGAGGAGAAUGGUGUUUUCCUUCCUUGUCGAGAGGGUGCAAAAAAUGUGGAAUCCGUGUGGUGGUAUGGACUGCAUAGAUUUGGGUUAUGAUUACUUACAGUGGGAACCAGAGUUUAAGGCUUCCACAGCAACUCUCUCUUUGGUAGCAGUAUGGAUAAGACUACCAGAGUUGCCCAUUGAAUUUUAUGAACCUAGCGCACUCCUAAAGAUUGGGAGAGCUAUUGGCCCAAUCCUUAGGAUUGAUUCUCACACAGCUAAUAGGGAAAGGGGUAGGUUUGCCAGAUUAUGUGUGCAAGUUAACUUGGAUAAGUUGUUGGUAAGGAAGCUUUAUCUUGGCAAGCUUGCGCAAUGUGUGUUCUAUGAAGGAAUUAAUACUCUCUGUUUCUCGUGUGGAAGGAUUGGCCACAAGAUUGAAACGUGUCCAUACACCGUUAGAGAGCAACCCAAGGAGCAGAGUAUGGAUAGGAGUGAUGGGCAAACUGAGAUGCAAAGUGCCCAAGGGGCGAACGGGUUGAAGGAAAAGGAAAAAUCACAACAGGAGUACGGUGAGUGGAUGGUUGUUAACAGGAGGAAAGCUAACAAUAGAGCAUGGCCAAUGUAG
Molecule: messenger RNA, 810 nt
Organism: Quercus robur (English oak)
Lineage: Eukaryota; Viridiplantae; Streptophyta; Magnoliopsida; Fagales; Fagaceae
Exons: 2
Coding region: 1-810 (269 amino acids)
Molecular function (GO): nucleic acid binding; zinc ion binding
Source: RefSeq, a predicted model, not a curated record